Messenger RNA from Oryzias latipes (Japanese medaka), 876 nucleotides. RefSeq names its product myosin, light chain 12, genome duplicate 2 (gene myl12.2). The record is from RefSeq and is a predicted model, not a curated record. NCBI's taxonomy places the organism in Eukaryota, Metazoa, Chordata, Actinopteri, Beloniformes, Adrianichthyidae. Gene Ontology annotation, molecular function: calcium ion binding.
CGUCCAGCUGCCCUCUGAUUGGUCCAUUUUCAGAACCAGAACAUAAAAUAUUGACGCUCCUCUUCUUCAUUAGCCUGUGGCUGCGGUUUAUUUUAAACCGUCAUUUUCUCUGAGAGAUUAAUAUUUGCACUGAGGAGGUCGACCACGCAGCAGCCAGAAUGUCCAGCAAGAGGGCCAAGGGCAAGAACACCAAGAAGCGUCCCCAGAGGGCCACGUCCAACGUGUUCGCCAUGUUCGACCAGUCCCAGAUCCAGGAGUUCAAGGAGGCGUUCAACAUGAUCGACCAAAACAGGGACGGCUUUAUUGACAAGGAAGACCUUCACGACAUGCUCGCCUCAUUAGGUAAGAACCCCACAGACGAGUACCUGGAAGCCAUGAUGAACGAAGCUCCGGGCCCGGUCAACUUCACCAUGUUCCUGACCAUGUUCGGGGAGAAGCUGAACGGCACCGACCCGGAGGAUGUGAUCCGCAACGCUUUCGCCUGCUUUGAUGAAGAGGGAACGGGUCUGAUCCAGGAGGAGUUCCUCAGGGAGCUGCUCACCACCAUGGGCGACAGGUUCACAGACGAAGACGUGGACGAGCUCUUCCGCGAGGCGCCCAUCGACAAGAAGGGCAACUUCAACUACGUGGCUUUCACGCGCAUUCUCAAACACGGCGCCAAGGACAAGGACGAUUAGAGACUCGCCGCCUGUCCAAAGGUCACGGCGUUCUUCAUGUUGGACGGCGUUGGCUGUUGUGGCGUCACGGCUGAACCUGCCAGCGGUGUUUUGUUGAAGCUGCUUGCGGGACCUCUGGGUCCUCCACCAAUCCUACUUUAAAGCUCCUUUGCACAGACCAGACGUCUUCUUUCUUUCAGAAUAAAGUGUCCUGAAAUGA